Messenger RNA from Paracoccidioides brasiliensis Pb18, 669 nucleotides. RefSeq lists its product as uncharacterized. Gene Ontology annotation, cellular component: Golgi membrane; trans-Golgi network. Gene Ontology annotation, biological process: Golgi to endosome transport; protein localization to Golgi apparatus; Golgi to plasma membrane protein transport. The coding region runs from base 1 to 669 and encodes 222 amino acids. The transcript is spliced from 2 exons. The record is from RefSeq and is a predicted model, not a curated record.
AUGCAACGUCGCCGCAAACCUCCUCCAGCUGGUGCUCUUUCUGACUUCCCCCCACUCAAGAUCGUGAAAAAGAUCAUCGCACUCCAAGCUGCCUAUUAUGCCUGCGCUACGAUCCUAAUCCUCUUCACGGCUCUGGUUGCCGGCACUGCCUUUUCACCAGAUCUCAUUCUCUCCUGGCGCAGUCUCCGCGGCGAUACGACGAUAGGAUGGACACUCGGGCUUGUCUGGCUUCUUAACAGUGCCGCCGGCGUCAUCUUCCUCCUCCUAUGGGUCUCCCGCUCAAAACUCAUCCCUGACUUCGCAAUCACAAUUCACUUCAUACACUUAGGCAUCACCUCCCUGUACACGCACGCCGUCCCCUCAAACUGGCUUUGGUGGGGUCUACAGAUCGCCAGCUCUGCGCUUAUGACGUUCCUGGGUAUGUGGGCUUGCCAAUGGAGGGAACUGCAGCCCAUCGUUUUUGGAGGGGGCGUAGCAUCCAGUGGUUCCUCGCCUAGUGGUGGUGACAACAGUCAUUCAGGCCACGGGGAUCCGCCCAGAGAUGAGGAAGAAGAAGGCCGUGGUGGGAUUUUUGGGUUUUCGAGAGGCAGAGGACGUGGGAGGAAUAGGGAUGGCGGAGGGGAGUAUGAGAUGGUUGGAAUGAAGGAGAGGGUUGACGAUCCUGUCUGA